AUGAAGACGUUUCAAAAGGACGACCACGUCGCUGCCAUGCGAUACGCCAUGGGUCUGGCUACCAAGUCUCCGCCAAAGCCGACCAAUUUUCGAGUUGGCGCUGUGCUGGUCAAGCUCGACGAUUCAUCAAUAACCACAGACGGCUUCACCUUGGAAUGUCCCGGAAACACACAUGCCGAAGAAAGCUGUUUUAUAAAGCUUGCCGAGCAUCAUUCAACCUCCGAAGAGCAUCUUGCCGAGGCCAUGAACAGCCCCCACGCUCUCUACACCACAAUGGAGCCCUGUUUCAAGCGGCUGAGCGGCAAAUUACCCUGCAUCGAGCGGGUGUUACGGCAAAAGACUUGGAUCACCAAGGUAUACGUGGGAGUACAAGAACCGGAAACGUUUGUUGGACAAAACACGGGCCGUCGCGUACUGGAAGAUGCCGGAAUAGAGGUCCAUCUGGUACCUGGGUUGGAGGCCGAAAUUCUCCAGAUUGCUACAGCUGGCCACCUAGCACCAGAAGCAUAG
Messenger RNA from Beauveria bassiana ARSEF 2860, 510 nucleotides. Its product is annotated as cytidine and deoxycytidylate deaminase zinc-binding region. The coding region runs from base 1 to 510 and encodes 169 amino acids. The transcript has a single exon. The record is from RefSeq and is a predicted model, not a curated record. NCBI's taxonomy places the organism in Eukaryota, Fungi, Ascomycota, Sordariomycetes, Hypocreales, Cordycipitaceae. Gene Ontology annotation, molecular function: catalytic activity.